Kwoniella shivajii is the source of this 3090-nucleotide messenger RNA. RefSeq lists its product as uncharacterized. The record is from RefSeq and is a predicted model, not a curated record. Gene Ontology annotation, cellular component: COPII vesicle coat; endoplasmic reticulum exit site. Gene Ontology annotation, biological process: endoplasmic reticulum to Golgi vesicle-mediated transport; COPII-coated vesicle cargo loading; intracellular protein transport. Bases 1 to 3090 code for a protein of 1029 amino acids. Gene Ontology annotation, molecular function: SNARE binding; zinc ion binding. NCBI's taxonomy places the organism in Eukaryota, Fungi, Basidiomycota, Tremellomycetes, Tremellales, Cryptococcaceae. The transcript has 13 exons.
AUGCCACCACGAUCAAGGUACGCUGUGGAUCCAAGUCUGACAGCCCAAAGUCAGCAUCAAGAUCAAACCCAAGGUCAAGGGUAUGAUCAACAACAAUGGCAACAAUCCACUUCAUCUCAACCCGAUCAUUACCAGCACCAGCACCAGCACCAGCAACAACAGCAGAGCUCACAGCAACAUGGAUAUGGUCAACAUUCACAAGGGUAUGAUCCAAACUAUGUUCCUCAAUUACACCAAGUCUCAGAUAAACCAAAUCCUAUACCAACAGGUGACUACGCACCUGUACCUUCCACUUCCACACAUUCAUAUCAACAUAACCAUCAACAGCAACAGCAACAACCGCAGCAACAACAACAAUAUCAGCAAUAUCAAACACCUCAACCACCACAGAAUCACAUACCACCCCCACCGCAUUCAUCAGGCCCAGCAUUGACCGGACCAAGAGUUAGGAUAGACCCCAGCCAAGUACCUAAUCCUGUUGAAGCUCAAGAACUAGAUCAAAACCUAUAUGACGAUGAAGAUUUUUUGAGCUGUCAAACUAGAGGUCUGGUACCUUUAGUAGGAACCGAUUAUAGGGGUAUAGAUCAAGGAAAUUCACUUCCCAGACAUCUUCGAGCAACACUUCCCGUUAUACCAUCAAAUUCACAAUUACUUGAUACAACAGCAUUACCAUUCGGAUUAAUAGUACAGCCUUUCGCCCCAUUGAGAUACGAUGAGAAUCCAAUUCCAACUGUAUCGAAUUGGGUUUCAGAAGAAGAGGAUGGACCUCCAAGAUGUGAAAAAUGCAGAGGUUACAUAAAUCCUUGGUGUAGAUUCGUUGAUGGUGGUAGGAAGUGGAUGUGUAAUCUGUGUGCUGGAUCUAAUAAUGUCUCACCUACAUACUUUUGUCAUCUUGCACCUACUGGACAAAGGUUAGAUCAUUCCGAAAGACCUGAACUUCAAUUCGGAACAGUUGAUUAUCCUGUUGGGCGUUCAUAUUGGGCAUUACAACCACCACCUACUGGAUCUUUGAUGGACGUAGCUGUUGAUGCUGGUAAUUCAGCAACAGAUGCGAUAUCUUCUACCGCAUCAGAUUUGCUAGGUGGCUUACAAGCAUCAUUAGGUGGACAAAAUGAUGCACUGAAUAGGGGUCCAUCACCGGCACCGAAUUAUAGGGAAAAGGAGAAAGAACGUAAAAAAGAAGCUGCGAAAUAUAGACGACCUAAUGGAAUGGGAAGAGUAUUCAUUAUCGAUAUUUCAGCUCCGAGUGCAGAUAGAGGUAUAGUAAGAGAAGUAUGUGAAGGUAUAAGAAAAUCCUUAUAUGGCAGUGGCACGAUACCGAAAGAUACAAGUAAUCAAGAUUCACAAGAAGCAGAAGAAGAGGAAGAAAUAAUCAUUGGAAAAGGUGAAAGGAUAGCUAUCGUUUCUUGUGCUGAAACCGUUGGAUUUUGGAAUUUAUCAUCAAACCUCUCGGCACCUUCUCAGCUGAUAGUGUCCGAUUUGGAGGAUAUGUUCAUUCCUUUCACAAGUGGUUUCUUAGUGGAUCCAAUAGAAUCCAGAACACAAAUUGAAGCCCUGCUCAAUCUUCUACCAAGUAUGGCGGAAAGAGGGGUUGAGGGUAACAGGGUAGCCGCAGGUUCUGCUGUAAAAGGUGCUUUGGCUGGAUUGCGAAUGCAAGGUGGUCAAAUCAACCUAUUCCUCUCAGGGCUUCUCACACAUGGAGCCGGAUCUUUACUUCCAAGAGAAGAUCCGACCAUCUACAAUACCGACAAAGAAAAGACACUUUUCUCACCUGCUAUAUCGUUCUGGCGUGAAUUAUCAGAAGAAUUAGCUGAAUCUGGAGUUGGUGUGAACAUGUUCAUGUUCCCCGAAGUCUAUUGUGAUGUUGCUUCAGUAGGAAUAAUAUCAUCUACGACAGGAGGGGAAAUAUUCUUCCAUCCUAAAUUCCAACCUGUUCGAGAUCGAAUAUUACUUCAAUCAGAGAUCAAAAAUGUGAUAACGAGAGAAACGGUUUAUAAUGCAACUACAAGAAUUAGAUGUUCAAAUGGGUUAAGAAUAUCAGAUCAUUUAGGAAAUUUCUAUCAACGAUCUUUAACAGAUUUGGAAUUUGGUAAUAUCGAUUCCACAAAAUCAUUCGUCGCUGUACUUAAACACGAAACGAGAUUAGAUGAUAGAAAUCCUGCUUUCAUUCAAGUCGCAACGUUGUAUACUUCUUCUCAAGGUGAAAGAAGAGUGAGAGUACUCAAUAUGAAUUUCAGUGUGACGGGUUUGAUCGGAAAUGUGUUUAAAUUCGCGGAUCAAGAAGCUGGUGUCAGUGUUCUGCUUAAAGGAGCCGUUUCACAGAUGCCAACGCGGAAUUUAAGGGAUAUCAAGAAAGCUUUGACCGAACGAUGUAAUCGAGUUUUGUUGAUGUACAGAAAGCACUGUGCUCCAGCAGUGCAACAAGGACAGCUUAUCUUGCCUGAGGGAUUUAAACUCUUGCCUCUGUAUACACUUUGUAUGCUCAAGUCAAAACCUCUGAAAGGUGGGAACGUCACAUCGGAUGUCAGAGUACAUUACAUGCGCCAAUUCAAAUCCCUUUCAGCAACAAGAACAGUCAACCUGCUGUACCCUAGAUUGUUGGCGAUCCAUGACUUGGCGGAUAACAUUGGAUUCCCAGAUGAAAGAGGGAAAUUGAAAUUACCUACUUUCAUGAGAGCGAGUUAUGGCUGGAUGGUAGCUGAGGGCGCUUAUAUAUUGAGUAACGGCGAAGUGGCGAUGAUUUGGUUUGGCGCAGCUGUGAAUCCACAGAUCAUAGACGAUCUGUAUGGUGUGGAUAAUUUGCAAGAUCUAGACGUGAGAAUGACCCGCCUACCGAAAUUACCAACUUUGCUUUCCACUCAAAUAAGGAAUAUCAUAACUCAUCUAGAAAGAGUGAUCGAUCAUGAAUUACCUGUCAUUAUAGUCCGACAGAAUAUGGAUGGAAUGGAAAUUGAAUUUGCAAAUCAAUUGGUCGAAGAUAGUAAUAAUGAUGCGCUAAGCUAUACGGAUUACCUCAUGAUAGCUCAUAAAUCCAUCACCAAUGAAUUGUCAGGCAACGGCGGUAAAAGUGAUAGCUGGAAACCGUGGUAA